ACACCAAUAUGUAAUUAAUCAUUUACUCAAAAUGAAUAUGGAACUAUUGGUUAACACUUUUAUAUGGAAGAACUAAAAAUAGCCACAUACAAUCUAUAGGGUCACCACAGGUAGGUCAAGGAUCAAGGUGAACGUUAAUAUACAGGUAAACUGGUCAGGUAGGUCAGGGUCAGAGUUCAAGUUAAUGAUAAGUAAUUAAGUGGAAGGCAUAUAAUUGGGGUAUUUGUUAUAUUGACACUAGCCUGUAUAGACAUGUUCUCAGCUUAAUCCCUGAAAAAAUACAUGUCCGUUUUCUAUGACAUGUUAUCAAAUAAUACUAAUACUGAAGUUUGAAUAAAUGGAAUAGAAAGUCCAUAAAAAAAAUUGCCAUAUUCUUCAAACUUUCAUAUAGUCCUUACUAGUAGGAAAAAAACAGUACAAUAUUGCUUUUAAAUUUAACCACUGCAUUGGUGCAAGGUUGAGGAAUAAAAAGAAUUCAAAAAGAUUUUUGAAUUUAGAUGAUGGAGACUGUUAAAAAAUAACUUAAACCUUGGCUGCUAAGGUAAGAAAUAUACACCUAUGAAGUUGUUGUUUUGAUAUUAGAGAAAGUCUUGAUGUUUAUUUUUGAAAAAAAAAAAGAAACAAAAAAGAAACAAAUAAUGAGUGAAUUUAAAUCAAGCUUCUCCUGAUUAUAGAUAUCCAUAUGACAUGCAAGUUUUGACACAUUAUAGUCUGGUAUUUGAAAUCAUUGAGAGUUAAGAGUUCCUGUUACAGAGGCUGUGUAUUAUACAGCUGACACUAUCCAGGUGAGACACACCUGCAGUGCCUACCUUCCCUCCCCCCAAAUUAUCUCUAUUGAUUUGGUCAGCUCUGUCUUAGGGUGAGUUCAUUAGUCCAGUAGGGUUGUCCAGAGAGGCUAUAACACCCUAGUGAGGUGUUGAUAAUCCCCCUGCUGUGUUGGUCAGUUAUAUCUGGACUGGUCAAAUGUAGAAUCUAAGCAGAGUGGUCAGUCACCAAGCGUUUCCUGUCAUAUGAAGGGCCACCAGCUGUAGAGAUAGGAGGAUUAACAGACUGUAGACACCCCAGUGUAUACCCUACAAAGGCCUGAAGGCCCGGACUCCCGUAGUAGUCCCGUAGACACCCCCCUCCACACCAACCCUUGACGUGUGAAAACACGGUCCUUUUUGUAUUGGUAUACGUGACAUGGCAACAGAUAAAACAAUGGUGCAGACAGAAACGACACCCACCACAAUGCUAACAGUACGCAUGAUCAUGCAGGGAAAGGAAGUAGGCAGUAUCAUAGGAAAGAAAGGAGAUAAUAUUAAGAAGUUCAGGGAGGAUAGUGGUGCUAAAAUUAACAUAUCGGACGGGUCAUGUCCCGAACGCAUUGUUACAAUUACUGGAUCCACAGAGUGCAUUCACAAAGCAUUCACAAUGAUCUGUAAAAAAUUCGAAGAGGUGAGCGGGGGCCCGUAUCAAGAUCUUCAAAACACACCUACUGUGCCUAAACCCCCUGUUACAUUACGAUUGGUUGUGCCCGCAAGUCAAUGCGGAUCCCUUAUUGGAAAAGGCGGCUCCAAAAUCAAGGAAAUCAGAGAGACAACAGGUGCUUCUAUACAGGUUGCUUCAGAGAUGUUACCUAACUCAACAGAACGUGCCGUGACAGUGUCCGGCACUGCAGACGCCAUAACACAGUGCAUAAGAAAUAUUUGUAAUAUCAUGUUGGAGUCCCCCCCUAAGGGAGCUACCAUCCAAUACCGUCCAAAACCUGUUGUCCCUCCGGUAAUCUUCGCGGGGGGUCAGGCAUACACAGUUCAACAAGGCCAGAUCGGACUACCAGCGCCAGAGUUUCGGCCAGUUCCUGAAAACGCAGAGUCACACAGUCAGAUUACUCCGCAAUCUCAGUAUAAUAAGGUUUGGGGGCUUCAGGAUCAUAACUGUAUGCUGUCAAAACUACACCAGCUGUCUCUAGGUCAGGCCAUCCCAUUAAUUCCACAGUCUCAAACGAUACUGCCAGAUCACCGUAUGAUACCCGCCAUGACGGCGCCAGGUAUUCCAGCGAUGGCGUAUCAGCGACCAAACAACACGGCCAUUCCAAACAGCCACCAUCAGCAACAGUCACAUGAGAUGGCAAUUCCAAACGACCUGAUUGGUUGUAUAAUUGGCCGAGGUGGACAGAAGAUUAAUGAAAUCAGACAAAUGUCAGGAGCUAUUAUCAAGAUCUCGAAUGCAGAAGAUGGUGCCGCGGACAGGAAGGUGACAAUCACGGGUACCCCAGAGACAAUCGGCCUGGCUCAGUACCUCAUAAACACCAGCAUGGAAAUGCAUAAGAAUUUGACCCUUGACCCGACAACCUCGACCCCUACAUCUUCUGCAACCUUGACCUCUGUUCAGUCCCAUCAUGCUCCCUUGGCAAUUCCGCUGAAUCAGCUAGCCAUGAAGCCGAUGCCUUUACUCGGACUAAACAUUGGGAUGAUGGACUCUGCUGCUGCGGCAGCUGCUGCAAGUCAGAAAAAUUUCACAGCCAAAAUGAGGGUUGGGGUCGCCACCAAUGCUCUGAGGGGUGACCGAAUGAAAUUCGCUCCUUACUAACCUCAAAUAGUUAAACUUGGUGUUGCACCUUAGAGUGUCCAGCCAUAAUUUAAAGUAUGGCUUGGAAUCAUUGUCUGGCCAGCCACCAAAAUGUCGUGACCGAAUAUGAAUACCAUCAUUUGUGAUGCUGUAGAAAUAUUUAUAUAUAUAUAAAUAUAUAUCUUGACAUGUCUCAGUGGCAGUUACCAUAGCAACAGCUCGGUGUAUAUAACUUACACAGAUACGGCUGUGGUUUUCGGAGUCGGCGCGUCAUAUUUUUACUCCAAGGAAAGUCCAUGUAGUAGUCCUACUGCCAUAACAUCCCAGCUACUGUCUCAUUGUCAAAGAAAUGGUUGGAGGUGGACCACUGUCAUAGUUCCAAGUCCAGCUCAAUUUUCUCUCACACCUUUUUUUUUUUUUUUUUUUUUUUCGUUUUGAUAUGUUGUAUUUUAACCUAUCCCAAGGUCCCGCACCAUCAGUGUUUAGUUAUCACACACUCCCAUUUUCACAAUGGACUAUUCCCAAACUGUGAUAUGGACAAAUCAUGUUUUUUUUUAGGAGGAGGCAUACAGUUUAUUUAGCCACUGCUAAUAUCAUUCCUCAUGAAAUUCUCUAAUUUUCAGGAAACAAAAUAUAAAAGUAUCAAGCUUUUAUCAUAUUUUAUAUAAACAGAUUUUUGUAAUUGUGCAAUUUUGUUCUCCUUUUUCAUAUUGGAUAUGAUUUUUGGUUUUAUAGAGAAAUAUUUUAACAUCUAAAGCAUUUUGUAUGCAAGAUAAUAAUUUGUGAAGUUCUUUUUAAAGUUAAUAUUCUUGUAAGUGUACAUGUUUAUAUCCAAUCAGAUAUCACAUCACUUUUAUCUCAUCAUUCAGAGAGUAUGAUGGCUACAUGUUUUUGUAAAAAGAUUUUUUCAAAUAAAAAAAUAUAUCCAGUCAGGACGACUAUGACAUAUCAACCAAUAGGAUCUCCUCUUACAUAUUCCCCUGCCCUUGGCAUCUGUGGUGACUACAAUAUGGACUUUCUGCCGGGAAAGGUACAUGUACUUAGAAAUUCUAUAUGAUCAUAAAUUGUUGAAAAGAUUAUUUGUAUCUUAAUUGUUUAAUGUUUGUUGUUCAGAAAUUAUUCAAAAUUUGAAUGACUUAUAACAUGAUUUAUCCUAAAACAAUUUUUUUCGUCAUUUCUUUUUCUUUUUUUUCUUUUUUUUUUGUGAAAUGUUAUUGAAGUUGUGAAAACUCCACUGAGGUAGUCUGUAUUUUUUGAGCCAAAGAGAAGUUCACAGUGAUGAUACUUGAGAGUGAACUUAACCGCUUUUAUUGUUAAGGAUAUGUGUUAAUUCGUUCACUAUAUCAUCACUUUAAGUAGUGUUUUUUUUUAAUUCUGUGUCUAGCAGAUUUUAUAGAUAUUUUGCAGUAUUAAUUUGGUGUAUUAUUACCGUUGAUAAUUUAUAUGAUAGUUACAGUAUGGUGCAGUUAUGGUAUCCUAAGUGAGUUUAUUGUAAUCAAUGAGUAAUUGAUAAGUAUUGUGUAAAUGAAAAAAAGGCUACAUUUGUUGAUAACAUGAUUCUGGAGAUAUCAACUAAAUUGUCAAUGUAUAAUUUUCUAGUAUAGCCCAUGUGAUGACAUUCCGAGUACAUAUCGAUUUAAUAUCUCCCAUCCCCCCAUAAUUGUCUUUACAGGGUACGUAGCUCUUUAGAAGCUUGUACUGUUUCUAGAUAAACUGUUUUUGCCAAGAAUUGUCUUGUGGGGGAUUAUAGAGUCAAAACCGUGUCUGCUGGGAGGCAUCCUGCCUUUCAUUUAUUAAUCUUAACUGAAAUUUUCCAUUUAUUGAUAAAAAGAUAUACAUAUAUUCGAAAAAAAAUCUUAUCUGAAAACUUUUGUGUUAUAGUUACGGAUAUUUUCUAAGGAAAUUUAUUAACCCUUGUUUUGCAAGUUUCUCCAAAAUGGAACUUAAACUAAAACAAGUCAGAAGAAAUGCCUCUCAAUCUAAAUUAAUAUUUUGUAUGUUGUAAAAGGUUUUUGAUUCCAUAGAGUUUGUGUUUCCUGUUGUGAGGUGUGGCUAGGAAUGCUAACAAACGAAAGACUGAAUGCCUCCGACGGCAGCUUUGACUUAAUCCCACCAUUUGGCAUGUCUGUAUACUUACAUAUAUAUAUAUACGUGUAUCCAUAGUGUGUUGGUGUACAUUCGUAGUUAUUAAGGUCCCGUAUCACUAGAUUGCAAUAUAUAUCGCCCUCGUAAUCUGUUUUUAUUUUUAUUUUUUCCAUGGAAAAUAUGUGUAUGUAUAUAUAUAGAAAUUAUAUACAGUAUAUAGAUAUAAUAUAUAUAUAUGAUACUAUUUGAAUUGUUCCUUGAAGAUCAUACCUCUAAAAAUGAAAUGAUUUUAAAUAUAGUUAUAAUCCUUUACAAUCAUAGUCCUCAUUUGCAUAAUUUAUGUUUUGCAAUAUAGAUAAGUUUGCAAUAUUACAAUUUUGAUGAAUGUGCGGUGUUAAUUUUUUGCCUAUAUAUUGUGUAAGAAAGUAAUGCGAGGUUUUGACAUUUGUGUUUGCCCUAAUACUUACCAAGUUUCUUAUGCUGAUAUAUUUUCACCUUUAAAUUCCUCUUUGAUUUUUGUCAUAGAAUAUGCUGUCUCAUUUAUUGUGAAUAUUCUCUAUUGAAAUUAAGUUGUGUACUCACUCAAUCACCUUUAAAAGAUACAAGCAAGUUCUAUGAAGGGUAUACCAGGUAUGCUUUUGUAAUUUUCGACCUUUGCUAAUAUGCUGUCAAGAAUUUUUUUUUUAUUGUUUUUCCACUCAGAUAUUGUUCAUAGAAAAUCGGUCAUGCACUUGACACCGUUACUAAUGAGUUAUCUCCCCACUUCGUUACUUUUUAGGAUCACGACGGAGAUGUGUGGAUUGGGAAUUCGCUAGAAUGUGCUAUGAGGACCAUGUUAACGUGAUAUUGAACAUCAAACACGGCUCUACCGUAUCACUACAUUAUAGAGAGUUCUCUGUGACCUUGGUGCAGUGACCUUUGACCUCCGUCAUCUAGUGGUCAAAUCAAGUAUGAAACAACUUCCAUGUAUCUAUGUGUAUUUGUCAGUAUAAACAACUUUAUUUUAACGUGGUGUAAAUAUUUAUUUUGAUAAUUUAUAGAAUCAUUUGAUUAUAUUAUACUAAAAAAAAACUGAUAAUCAUUAGAACAGUGCUAUUAUAUGAAUAUUACUAUGUUCUAAUUGCAAAUAAAUGCACCUAAUGAUCUUUGCUAGAUUUGAUAUGAAGUAAUUUUCACAAAAUAUUUGGCUAUAGAAACAGGAAGUGAUAUCAUAGGUCAUGUGACAUCACGAAGAACUCUCUAUAUGACACUGUUUUAAUAGCACUUGUAGCAUCAGGGUUUGAUCAUGUAUACACUAAAGCUAUUCAUUUUUAUCUGAGCUUCUGAUAUAUAUACUGUGUGUUUUUACUAUAUUUAUAUAUAUAAAAGCUAGCUACAGUGUGAAGUGAACUUGUCGGAUUGUUUGUGACCUGCUGUCAUAUCGUGUGUCAUUAUCCAUGCAUAUUCUUUUAGCUGCAGAUUCACCUCUGUAGGAUAGCCCUUUCUUAGUCUAGGAUUUACAACUAAUUGUGACAACUCCUAUUACUGGUCCCCUAUGGAAGCUAAAUAUGUAAACUAAGGAUCUAGUCCCUCAUUCUUGGUCAGAUAUUUUUAGAUAUCUAUUAAUGUUUUUAUCUAGUGUUUUAAUAAUAUUAUUCCUUGGAACUUUUGAAGGAUAAAUAACCAUUGUGGUUUGGAGGUUUGUCUUCCAUCUGGUAACUGUCCUGUUCAGUCAUAGGGUCCUCAAGCCUACCCCUCCCCUAUUCUUGCCUAUGUGAUGGAACUAAUGCUUGGGUUGUUUUAGUUAUGAUCUAUGCAUGCCCUACAUCACAUUAUCACACAUAGCUUGUACAGUCACACUGGAAAUACCUCAGAAUUCUAGUCAAGGUUCGCUGGGAACACUUUCAGAUAAAUACCAGGAUCGUCUCCCUUGUAUUACCACUCUUUUUUUUUUUCUCCAUUAGCUUUAUCAUCAUGCUCAAUAUUAUUGUAUUGUCAUCAUAUAUUUUUUAUCACAAUAGAUAAUUUAUAAUUCUUGCCAAAAAGUUUUAUUUUUACUUCCAUUCAGCUCAACCAAACUUAAUUAGACUUUCACUUGUUAAACAAUUUACGUUACAUUCACUUUAAGUUAAUGCGGGCCUAUAUAGUUUAUUUAUUAUUAAAAAUCUGAUGUUAUUGUCAGCACUAUUUUAUGAUAUCCUGAAAUUAACUACCACCAUCAUAAUUGGCAAUUUAUUUCACAGUAUAUACUGCAAUUUAGAAUUACCUUUUUUUUCUGGUAUUGCCUAUAGCUACAUAUGUAAAUAUUUGGAGAGCGAGAGAGAAAGUGAUGGAAAAACAAUUCCUAACUAAGUGUUUAACCUCUGUGCUUUAAUUACUUAUAUUAUUUGGUCAUUUCUUGUUAUCUUCACUGUGAUAUCUGCAUAUUGCUAUAUCAAAGAUAUCAAGAGAGGAAAAACAGAUGAUAGAAUAUUUCGUCAUAUAGAAGACUUUUUUUUUUACAUCCACAAUAUUCCAUGAUAAUGAUAGUUUGUCAAUUUAUACCAGUAACCUGCUAUUUAGAUGUUGAAUCGUAGCGAUGUUACCCUCGAACACACUGGACAUAUGUGUCAUCUAUAGACAGAUUUGUAAUCCACCUUCCACUGUCAAUCUUUGAUCCUGUAAAUACUUAUAUGGCUGAAUGUGGCGUGCCAACAAAUUCACCUUAAAUUGUUUGCAGUUCUUAGCCUUAGAUAUGUUAUUUGUGGUAAAAAAAACAGUUCCUGUUAAAAUGUGUUCCUAUGGUAUUUAAUCGCCUAAUGGUAAACUUCAGUUAGGGCAUCUACGCAAACCAAAUCUUCCAUCUAGAGCCAAUUUCCUGUAUACAUGAUCAAGCCAAAUUUCAUUGGUUAAUUUCUAAACCAGGUGAUCUCAUUUGCAUAUUCCCAGGCAAAAGGAUAAGUUGUGCACAACCCAAAUUUGUACAUCUCGGUGAGGCAUGACCGACAUAAGGGUAUAAGCUCAGGGUAAAAGUUGUUAUGGUUCGUUUGUUCCAACUGCAGGUACACAUACAUUAUUCUUUCUCUUCUUUUUUAUGAUAACUAUUAUUGAAAUUCUUUUUCUUUCAUUUUUUUCACAUCUUGAUUCCAAAGGGUGCUAAGUAGGGAAAAUCUGUUAAUAAUGCUUAAGUGGUCAUGAUGGUCAGUGUCAAUAUGAGUCUAUAUUUGAAACGUUCAUAAAGGUAGCUACGAAUAUCUUUGAAUAUUUUUUUAUUUUUGUCAUAUGCACUAAUUCUCUUACUUAAAGUAGUAUAAAAGCAGCGUCAGACUCGUUAUCUUAAAAAUACUUGUCGCUUAUUCUCCAGGUUUUGACCUCAUCAGAUUUAUUAAGCCAAAAUAUUUAUAUAUGUCUUUUAAGUAUAUUUGUUAUGUUAGGUUUAACACACAUUUUGUAUGAUUUCCUGCCAAAAAAAUACUAUGAUAAAAAUACUCGUACAGGGGCUCUAGCAAAGGGAGACAAUUCAUUGUCACUUGGUAAAUUUAGAUGCAUUUUUCGUUGAAAAAAAAAAAAAAAAAAUGAUGAAUUAUAGAUUAGUUUAGCAGAGGUAAUUUUUGGCAUUUGGAAGAUCUUAUUGUUUUGAGUUUUUAUAUAAAGCCCUGCGUGGAGCCCCACUGUGAUCUUUGAAUACACAAUAUACAUAUCAGUGACAGAGUGGCAGUGCACCUAUAUACAGUUCUUAGGACAAUGAAGAGACGUAAUUUUGCUGUUGAGAUGAUGAUGAACGUGUUCAGUAAUACUUUUGUAAGCAAUCGGUACAGCAUAUUACUUUCGUUUUUUGUUAUUGUUAUAACUCAUGAGGGAUGUAAAAAAAAAAAAAAAAAAACAAGUUUGAGAAAAUUGUUGUAUUGUUGUGCUGUCCACAUAUUCAGAGUGUGUCUCAGUAUGUGAUUGGCGAAGUGCAAACUUUUAAUUUCAUAUUAUGACUUCAUUCAUGAUCACAUGUGCGUUUGUGUUUGAGACAUCAUAGUCACAGAAAUGUUUUGCAUUUGUGGCAUUCUUUAAAUUGAUUAACUUGUUGAGGCAAGUUCCUGAUGGACUGAGAUCAUUGUGAUUUAGUCAUACACGACAAUAAGUAUGUAUUCUUUGUCAGAUGAUACAGGUCUUCAACGUAGAUAUGUAAAACCAUAGUGGGCAAGGAGUGAUUGUUUGUUUGUUUCAUGUAACCUGUCGACAGAAUGAUAAAGCAUUCGUACAUCAUCUCCACACUGGGUACAGAUAUCGUACUGACUCCACACUUGGUGUAGAUAUCGUACUGACACCACACUGGGUGUAGAUAUCGUACUGACACCACACUGAGUGUAGAUAUCGUACUGACACCACACUGGGUGUAGAUAUCGUACUGACACCACACUGGGUGUAGAUAUCGUACGAACUCCACACUGGGUGUAGAUAUCGUAUUGACUCCACACUGGGUGUAGAUAUGGUACCGACUCCACACUGGGUGUAGAUAUCGUACUGACUCCACACUGGGCGUAGAUAUCAUACCGACUCCACACUGGGUGUAGAUAUUGUACCGACACCAGUGGUGACAAUGCUUAGCAUAGCAUAUUUAGAGAUUCAUUCUUUUUCUCACCGGAUCUGACAGAUAUAGGUAGGAGCUAUUUAUGGACGUUAGAGUGUACUUGUAGUGCUGUUUUGGAAGUACAUUGUUGUAUCAAUGUCUCAAAAAAGCUCUGUAUCAUCUGAUAAAGGUUUGUCAUCGUCAUGGAGAUGUCUUUGGAGAAACAUAUUCAAAGGAGAAGCCUCCCGACAAAUUAGUGUUUGAACACAUACUCAUAUUACUUAUUGUGCGGAAAUAGAAAAUUGAUUGUAACAAUGGCAUCUAAACAAUUAUAAAAAUUACGAUAUGAAUACCGAAAACUUUCUUGUUACAUACCAGAUCUAGUGUCCUGAUUCGUCAUGAAAUGUUUCUCCAUUUCCAUGUCCAGAGCGACUCAUUUUGCCUAGACUUGGCACUAGUUGUUUUCUUAUCAUAUUUUAUAUUUAAUUUUGAGGGUUUUUUGUCAUACAAUUGUAUUGUAUAAUUGAUUGAUUUGUUGACAAUGGAAAGUUUAAAAAGAUUUUUUUCUUUUCACUAUCGUCACUUAAAUAAAUAUGAUGGUUGUAAUUUAAAUAUAUACAUUUAUUAUAAUAUUUUUGAUAGCCUCUCACCCCUGAUGUUUGGAAUGGUAUGAACUAAACAAUGAAGAGACUAGUCUAUUAUCACUGGUAGGGGUGACAGGUCAUCAGGAACUGUUGCAGGCCACAAGGAGUGGAGCAUGAGUGUUGGAUAUAUAGUCUGUGUCGCCAUAGCGACAGUAAAUCUCUGUAACGCCAUGGCGACAGUAAAUCUUGUACAAGCUGUAUAAAAGUGUUGCCAAACUCAUGAGAAAAUAUUAAUAAAGAUUUGGAUUAUUUAAUUUA
This is a messenger RNA of Pecten maximus, 10056 nucleotides long. RefSeq names its product poly(rC)-binding protein 3-like. The transcript is spliced from 15 exons. The record is from RefSeq and is a predicted model, not a curated record. Gene Ontology annotation, cellular component: nucleus; cytoplasm. Lineage: Eukaryota; Metazoa; Mollusca; Bivalvia; Pectinida; Pectinidae. Gene Ontology annotation, molecular function: mRNA binding. Gene Ontology annotation, biological process: regulation of RNA metabolic process; regulation of gene expression. The coding region runs from base 1183 to 2571 and encodes 462 amino acids.